UGAAGUAAUAUAUAUUCUGUAAAUCAAAUAGAGAAAAAUAAAAAGAAAAGAAAAGAGAAAAAAUGAAGACACAAAAUGUGAAGAUUGUUUUGUUGGUGUUGUGUUUUGCAGUAUGUGUGGGGAUGGGGAGACCAUGGGGUGAUAAUGUGGUUGACGAUGCAAAAAACAAGGCUGGAGAGGUCAAACAUGGUGCCGCAUCAGCAGUUAAUGAUGCCACUCAAAAAACUGACUCUUUUGCUAAGUGGGCUUAUCACAAGUUUACAGAACGGUUCGGUUCCAAAGACGACGACAAAAAAUUACCUCAAAAUACAAAGAUUCAAGUUGAAGAAACCGCCUCAAAGGUUAAAGAUACAGUGAAAGAUGCUGCAUCAGGAGCUAGUGAGUAUGUAUCAGAAACAGCUUCUGGUGCUAAAGAGAAAGCAAAAGGAGCAUUUGGUGAAGCCAAGAGACAAACAAACAAGGCCUCCGAUGCUGUUGGUGAUACAGCCAAUGUUGCUAAAGAUAAAGCAACAGGUGCUUUUGACACAGCUAAACAUAAAGUUGGUGAUGCUUAUGACUCUGCAAGGAAAACUGUUACUCCUGAAAAGCCUAAGAAUAAGUAGAACAUUAUCAUCAACUUCCAUUUUGUUCCAGGAACCUAUAUAUAUAUAUCUAUAUAUAUUAAUAUAAUAACAUUGUAGGAUUAGAAAUAUCCUCUGUUUCUAUGCUAUCUUUAACAUUAUUCAUAGGUAGCUGUGAAAUGUGGCAGCUUUUGGCAAUGUCUUCAUUGUUAUAAAUACGUCGACAUUGUUGCUGUUUUGGUUUUGGUUUUGUUAAUAAAACUCUAAUUCAUUAUUGUACAACUGUUGUGCUAGUUUCCAUCUCGGAUUCUUUGUUUCUCUUUCGAUUUUGUAAUUUGGAAAAGGAAUAAAUGAAAUACUUAUACUAUCAAGAAUAU
Molecule: messenger RNA, 937 nt
Organism: Cicer arietinum (chickpea)
Lineage: Eukaryota; Viridiplantae; Streptophyta; Magnoliopsida; Fabales; Fabaceae
Source: RefSeq, a predicted model, not a curated record